Eucalyptus grandis is the source of this 2333-nucleotide messenger RNA. Its product is annotated as disease resistance protein RPV1-like. Lineage: Eukaryota; Viridiplantae; Streptophyta; Magnoliopsida; Myrtales; Myrtaceae. The transcript is spliced from 3 exons. Bases 945 to 2189 code for a protein of 414 amino acids. Gene Ontology annotation, molecular function: protein binding. The record is from RefSeq and is a predicted model, not a curated record.
CUAAAUGCUUUGGUUAGAAAACGUGACUGGUUUACAACUGGAAGUAUCAUCAUUGUUACAACUAGAUAUAAAGCUAUUCUUGAUCAAUCUAUGUUUGAGGUAGACUACCAGUACGAAUUGAAUGAGUUAAAUGAGGUGCAUUCUUUGCUUUUAUUUAAAAGACAUGCAUUACGAAUGGGCCAAUGUCCGAAGGAUUUUGAGGGUAUCUCUCGUCUGAUCUUAUCCACCAUGGGUGGGCUACCCCUAGCUAUCGAGGUCAUAGGUUCAUACUUGUAUGGAAAAAUAGAUGAAAACAUAUGGCAAGAAAUGCUAAAGAAACUAAGAAGUAGACCGGAUAGAAGUGUCCAAAAGAUAUUGCAAAUAAGUUAUGAUGUGUUGGAAUUUGAACAUCAACAGAUUUUUCUCGAUAUUGCUUGCUUCUUUAUUGGCGAAGACAGAGAAUUUGCCAUAUACAUGUGGAAGGAUUGUGAGUUCUAUCCAAGACAAGGAAUUGAAGAGCUGAAGCUAAGAUGCUUAAUAAAAAUUGAUGAUCAGGGUAUAUUUAAGAUGCAUGAUCAAUUGAGAGAUCUUGGAAGGCACAUCUUUUGCCAAGGACAACCGCCUGAGAGAUGUUUGAAACCAUGGCUCGAAGAUAAAGCCUUGAGAAGUAAAAUGCAAACGGAGCGUUUGGGGAGUAGCUUUGAUUAUUGGCCCCAUGGCUGUUCCUCUACAUGCACAAGUGAAUUGUUUGAAAACUUACCGAGCUCAAGGUUCCUUUCAUUUUGCUGGACGACCAUAAGUGGAGACUUUAACGAAUUGUUUCCUGAAUUAAGAUGGCUUCGAUGGUUAUACAUUGAACCCGAUAUAUUUUCUUCAGCAAUCAAUUUGCAUCUAUCUAAAUUAGUGGUGCUGGAAUUGUCACAAAAAACAAGCUUACAGAUGAUUGGGGAGGAUGGAGUUCGAUCAUGGCAGCAAAGCAGCUAAAAGUUCUCAACCUUUCAUAUAGUCGGGAGUUAAGAUAUACUCCUAAUCUCUCAGCUUUCACGAAGUUGGAGAUUCUCAUCUUAUCCAACUGUUACAAAUUGAAGCAAGUCGACCCUUCUAUUGGCAAACUCAAGAGCCUCAUUUCCUUGGACUUGUGUAGAUGUCGUAAUAUGAGAAAGCUACCAGAGGAAGUGGGGGAAUUGCAAGAACUAAAAGAACUCCUUUUAAUUUCUAUUGGCAUUAGAAAGAUUCCCAUGUCAAUCUAUUCUCUGAGGAAGCUAGAGAAACUGGCUAUCAGAUCUUGUCGUUCAUUGGUUGAAAUCCCUCUCGCAAUUGGGAAUCUUUCGUCUCUCCAAUACCUUGACCUCAAUUUAUGUUCAUCAUUAAGGAAAAUCCCUCAUUCGAUUGAGAAUCUUUCUUCUCUCAAACGACUUGAACUAGGUGGUUGCACGUCAUUAACAGAAAUCCCUAGCUCAAUGGGGAAUCUUUCUUCUUUGGAACUACUUGAUCUAGCAAGUUACAAGUUAUCGAAAAUCCCUAGCUCAAUUGGGGAUCUUUCUUCUCUCAAACAACUUGAUCUAGAGAGUUGCGAGUUAUUGAUAGAAAUCCCUAGCUCAAUUGGGGAUCUUUCUUCUCUCAAACAACUUCAACUAGGGUUUUGCUCCUCAUUGAGAGAAAUCCCUAGCUCAAUUGGGAAUCUUUCUUCUCUCGAACAACUUUAUCUAGGGGGUUGCAUGUCAUUGACAAAAAUCCCUAACUCAAUUGGGAAUCUUUAUUCUCUCGAACAACUUCAUCUAGGGAGUUGUGUGUCAUUGACAGAAAUCCCUAACUCAAUUGGGAAUCUUUUUUCUCUCAAAAAACUUAAUCUAGAGAGUUGUGACUUAUUGAUAGAAAUCCCUAGUUCAAUUGGGAAUCUUUAUUCUCUCGAAAAACUUGAUCUAGGGUUUUGUGUGUCCUUGAUAGAAAUCCCUAGCUCAAUUGGGAAUCUUUCUUCUCUCCAACAACUUGAUUUAGGGGGUUGCGUGUCAUUGACAAAAAUCCCUAGUUCAAUUGGGAAUCUUUCUUCUCUCGAACAACUUGAUCUAUGGAAUUGUGAGUCAUUGACAAAAAUCCCUAGCUCAAUUGGGAAUCUUUCUUCUCUCAAACAACUUAAUUUAAAGAGGUGCGAGUUAUUAAUAGAAAUCCCUAGCUCAAUUGGGGAUCUUCUCUCAAACAACUUUAGCUAGGAAUUGUGUGUCAUUGAGAGAAAUCCUUAGCUCAAUUGGGAAUCUUUCUUCUCUCGAACAACUUGAUUUAUGGGGUUGCAAGUUAUUGACAGAAAUCCUUAGCUCAAUUGGGAAUCUUUCUUUUCUCAAAAAACUUGAUCUAAA